AUGAGUAUCCCCUCAAAGCCGGUGAAUAUCCGUAGUCCCAGGCUUGGGCCUGUUGACAGCGACGAGGUCAACGCUCAGGCGACACCGCUAGGUACUCCAGAUCUUCGUGUCCUACGAGCUCAGUAUGCUGGAACACCCCCACCCCCGAACAUUCCGCCGCGUGGUACCCCGGGUCAAAGGAAUGGGUCCCCUGCGUUGGGCGCAGUGCAAUUACCGCAGACUGGCAUCUCACCAGGUGUAUCGUUUGGCGCCACGGAAGCCAUCCCCCCGUUCAACCUCGACGAAUUUCCCGACGAAGAGAAAGCGCGGGUCCUCAGGAGACAUCUAGUGUCCAAGGAGGAGAGGCAGGGUGGACCAGGAGUAGGUGGUGCUGAAAGCUCAAAGGCUGGAGGAUCGUCGACACCCAUCUCUCAACACUCGUCGCAACACGGGGUGCAGAGAGAGGAUACAGAGCCGUUUCCUAUACCAUAUCAUGCGCCUGGCGCGGAUGUCACCCAUGACAUAUAUAAGUGGCACUCAGGGCAGCAGCGCCGCCCCCGUGCUGCCUCAUUUGCUGGCUCUAGCAACGCACCACAAGAUCCUGCGUUCGAGCAUAUCCAUCAGCCGGGUGGUUUCCGACGCAAUUACCUCCUACUGCGCGCGAACGAGCAAGGCACCGAUGAACCCCGCAUGCUCAACUCAUUCAUUGAUUUCCUGUUUAUCUUCGGGCAUUAUGCUGGUGAAGACCUAGAAGACGAUGAGGACGAAGAUAAGGAAGAUGAUGAAGAGCUCGGCGAGGGGCGUGAGGCGGAUGAGCUGCCGUCUGCAGGGUUGAGCGAACGCACGCCGCUCGUGGGUGGUACUACUCGAUCCCGCUCUCGAUCGAGGCGACGCCGUAUGUCGGUUGACGGGCACGGAAACGCAACGGUCACACAAGCUGUUCUGAUGCUUUUGAAAUCCUUCGUUGGCACUGGCGUUCUAUUUCUUGGCAAAGCGUUCUACAAUGGCGGGAUGCUCUUCUCGAUCAUCACCUUCGUCUUCAUCGCCCUUAUCUCGCUGUACUCCUUCCUAUUAUUAGUUGAUACUAAAUUUGUAGUGUCUGGGAGUUUCGGAGAUAUCGGUGGAACACUGUACGGCCCUUGGAUGCGGUAUGCUAUCUUGGGGUCCAUCGUUGUAUCUCAGCUUGGUUUCGUCGGCGCCUACAUUAUCUUCGUCGCGGAGAACCUCCAGGCGUUCGUGAUGGGUGUCACGCACUGCGCGAAGCUCCUCCCCGUGCAAUACUUCAUUCUCAUGCAACUUGUCAUCUUCCUGCCAUUGAGUCUCGUCCGUGACAUUGCGAAGCUGAGCACGACUGCCCUUGUAGCGGACGUGUUCAUACUUGCUGGCCUCUGCUAUAUUUUCGGGAGCGAGAUUUCGAUUGUUUCGACUCAGGGAGUGGCAGAUAUUAAGUGGUUCAAUCCGAGAGAUUUCCCGCUUUUCAUUGGAACGGCUGUGUUCUCGUUUGAGGGGAUUGGAUUGAUCAUCCCUAUUACCGACGCGAUGCGGGAACCGCAUAAAUUCCCCAAGGUACUUACCGGCGUUAUGAUUGGGUUGAUUUUCUUGUUCGGCGGUGCUGGUGUCUUGGCUUAUAUGACCUUUGGCUCUGAGAUUCAGACCGUCGUCCUGGUCAAUCUCGAUGCUGACAGCAAGAUGGUCCAAUCGGUACAAUUUUUGUAUUCUCUAGCUAUUAUGCUCUCGGUGCCGCUUCAGCUAUUCCCUGCUGUCCGCAUUUUGGAGAACGGAAUGUUCACGAGGAGCGGGAAGGCCGAUACGCGCGUCAAGUGGUUGAAGAACGCGUUUAGGUUCGGCAUGGUGAUGGUGUGCACUGCGAUUAGCUGGUUUGGUGCGUCGGAUUUGGAUAAGUUCGUGGCCUUUGUUGGGUGUUUUGCGUGUGUUCCGUUGUGUUAUGUGUACCCGGCAUUGCUCCACUACAAGGCCGUCGCGCGUACUCGGUCCCAGAAGUGGAAAGACAUAGCGAUGAUCGUCUUUGGUAUGGUCGCCGCUGCGUAUACGACCAUCCAGACAAUCAAGCUCAUGGUAUCCCCCGACGCAGGAGGCUCGCCCAAGUUCGGCAACUGCGAGAUUCCGUCGAAUUAG
Molecule: messenger RNA, 2115 nt
Organism: Pleurotus ostreatus (oyster mushroom)
Lineage: Eukaryota; Fungi; Basidiomycota; Agaricomycetes; Agaricales; Pleurotaceae
Gene: AVT3
Product: neutral amino acid transporter
Exons: 13
Coding region: 1-2115 (704 amino acids)
Biological process (GO): amino acid transmembrane transport
Molecular function (GO): amino acid transmembrane transporter activity
Source: RefSeq, a predicted model, not a curated record